GCUCUCUGAAGAGGAACCAUGGACGAAGUCAACAAAGUUUGUUUUGAUGCCUGUUUGAACAGGUCGCUGUGGUUUGUCCGCCUGCUCCUGCUCGCCGCUGUCCUGUCCUCAUCUUGUUGUACAGGAAAACCCUCAGCGAUUGUCGUACCAAAGAUCGUGGCCUUUGCAGGUGAAACUGUCCUCCUGCCCUGCAACAUCACCCCAAGUGGAGACGUCCCAACAGUGGAAUGGACUAAGGAGAGUUCACUUCCAGAUAUUGCCUUCCUGUACCGAGAUGGGUGUGAAACCUUUGAGAUGAAGAAUCCAGUGUUUCGGUACCGAACAAACCUCAUCAGGCACGAACUUCACAACGGAAACCUGUCAUUGGUGAUAUCCAACCUGCAGAUAAGCGACAGUGGAAAAUACCGGUGUGCGAUUAUCAGGAAGAAGAAAAAAGUAAUCACAACACUGGAGCUGUUUGUAGGUGCCGUUUCUGAGCCGAAACUCUCAGUUGUUCCUGGUGUUGGAGGUGGACUGACUCUGCAAUGUGAAGCUAAGUGCUGGUUCCCUGAGCCUAAGAUUACAUUUCUUGACAAUCAGGGAAAUGAGAUCAGUGCCGAAGACCCAAAGAGAGAUGAAGAGUCUUCACGAUGCUUCACGGUCAAAGGAAGAGUGUCCCUGCAGACUGCUACCAACAGGGUCACCUGCAGGGUCCACCAGCUGGAGAUACAUCAGACGAGGGACUCAGAGAUUUACCUGCCAGAUGGAUACCAGGGAUCCUUCACUGUAACCAUUGUAAUUACAGUUUUAACCACCUUAACAGCCACUGUCAUCUGUUCAUGUAUUGUGCAUUUAGUGAAGAAACACAGCUGCCCUGUGAGAAGACAAAAACGGAGUCUCGAUAAUCAUGGUACGAAUGAUGAAAGGCAGAGUCCGGUCAUCCAGACAAGGGACUGUACAAAUGACUCCAAAUCCUCAUCAAGCAUCUCAAAUCCCACGAUCCCGCCCUCUCCAAAGUCUCAUCACAACAACGACAACCCCAGACCAGAGGCCUUGACAACAUCUGUCAGCUCCUCACAGACCACAGAAGAAGAUUCAUCACAUCUGGACACCAGCGGCGAGAUGAAAAGAAACAGUGAUAACAGCAGUUCACUUCCAGUGUUGUCCAUUCCGCAUGAGCGUCUUCGCCGUUCGUCCACUCGUCGGUCUGUUAGAGGCAGUAUACGUGUUCAGCACAGAAACAUCAUCUCUGAAGACUCAGAGCCGCUGAUGGAGAUCGGUCCUGAAACUAAAUGAGGAACGUUUCAUAAUCAGACAAAUGAAACUGUCAGUUAGGUGGGAGUUGACCUCUAAGUAUAAACUGAUUUGUCAUUUAUUUCAGGACGCCAUCCAAGUGAGUUUCAUAGAACAGCAUUGCAUUUUAUAAACAUACCAACGUUUUAAAUACGUAUUUGAUAGUUUUUGUUUUGAAAUACAGUCAAAGUUGUCAUUUUAAUGUGCUGACCCAAUAUCUGCUUUUCUUGAUUAUCAUCGUAGGUAGUAAUACGGUUUUAUAAGAGAGGCACCUCAAUUCAAACUUUAUCCACAUUCAUUUUGUGUAAUAUAUUGGGAUAUGUAUUUAUUAGAGCUUUGCUGUAAUCUUUUUUGAGUUUUGUAAUUAUUGUAUUAUGUAAUAGUGCUGUUUUAACUUGCUGGUUACUGUUCUUGGAACAGCUGCAACCACACGAUUUGCAUUAUUUUCACCUGGAUUGCUGUGCAUGUGAGUAUGAAGCUGGCUGAGCUCCAGCCAAAGUAAAACUCCAACACGGACAGCAGUGACAGUGAAAACCACGUCAUGUAUCAUGUAACUGUUUGUGACAUUCUGAUAUAAACACACACACCUAUAAA
Messenger RNA from Maylandia zebra (zebra mbuna), 1866 nucleotides. RefSeq names its product butyrophilin subfamily 2 member A2-like. Lineage: Eukaryota; Metazoa; Chordata; Actinopteri; Cichliformes; Cichlidae. The record is from RefSeq and is a predicted model, not a curated record. Gene Ontology annotation, molecular function: signaling receptor binding. Gene Ontology annotation, biological process: regulation of cytokine production; T cell receptor signaling pathway. Gene Ontology annotation, cellular component: external side of plasma membrane.